Dujonia railenensis is the source of this 999-nucleotide messenger RNA. The record is from the annotation of a GenBank genome assembly. Lineage: Eukaryota; Fungi; Ascomycota; Pichiomycetes; Serinales; Debaryomycetaceae.
AUGACUACAGGCAAUAGCGGCAGUCCCAUUUCCAGAUAUACCAAGGACAGAAAAGUUGGGGAAGGUACUUAUGCUGUGGUUUAUCUUGGGAAGCAAGUGAACAAUGACCGGAAGAUCGCAAUCAAGGAAAUCAAAACCGGUCUCUUCAAAGAUGGGUUGGAUAUGUCAGCUAUCAGAGAAGUCAAAUAUCUUCAGGAACUCCACCAUAUAAAUGUCAUUGAACUUAUAGAUGUCUUUACGGCUCAUAAUACCAAUAAUUUAAACUUGGUUUUGGAGUUCUUGCCAGGAGACUUGGAAGUACUCAUCAAGAACACAUCUGUCGUGUUUAAACCAUCAGAUAUUAAGUCAUGGUUACUCAUGACAUUAAGAGGUAUUCACCAUUGCCAUAGAAACUUCAUAUUACAUCGUGAUUUGAAGCCAAAUAACCUAUUGUUAUCCCCCACAGGAGAGUUGAAAAUCGCCGAUUUUGGUUUGGCCAGAGCGAUGGGAAACCCUAACGAGGAUUUGACUUCCAAUGUAGUAACCAGGUGGUACAGGGCGCCUGAACUUUUAUUUGGUGCUAAACAUUAUGUAGAGGCUGUAGAUAUGUGGUCUAUUGGGAUUAUUUUUGCAGAAUUGAUGUUAAGAACUCCCUAUUUACCAGGGAAGGAUGACUUGGACCAGGUAGAUGUAACGUUCAGAGCCCUAGGGACCCCGACAGAACAGAAUUGGCCUAAUGUGUCCAACUUACCUCUAUACAAUGCUCUCAAAGUCUAUCCACCACCUCUGAGACAGGAACUUAGAAACAGAUUCAGUGCAGCAACGGAUACUGCCUUAAACUUGCUUUGCUCUUUGACAGAAUUGAACCCAGGUAAGCGUUGUACCCUGACCCAAGCGUUACUUCAUGAGUAUUUCACCGAAUCACCUGCUCCUACACUCCCGAGUGAAUUACCAAAGAAUGAUGUUGCUGGAGGAGAUAGCGACGACGAUGAACCCGAGAAUAAAAGAAGAAAAGUGUAA